Gongylonema pulchrum is the source of this 2442-nucleotide messenger RNA. The record is from the annotation of a GenBank genome assembly. NCBI's taxonomy places the organism in Eukaryota, Metazoa, Nematoda, Chromadorea, Rhabditida, Gongylonematidae.
AUGAGUCCAUUUCAGCCGCUGCAGACUUCAUUUGACGAUCGAAACUCGCCAUCGCAAUUUCAGCUUGAGUUAAUUGCCACGAAACUUUGGCUGUGUGCAACAGAGAUCGAGGAAAGUGACAAGGAGGAGCUUGCUUCUGCACCUCCGACAAAAAAGAAACGUGGACGGACUCCUCCCGGCCAGACAAAAUUGGAUGUGACUAACAUUGGGACAAAACAAAAAUUACAGCCAAAAAGACGGUCAGCAAAAAUUGCGCCAGAAUUAGGAGCAGUCACACCACUUCAGUUCUUUCAAAAUUUCGACAAGGCAACAGGCGAAGUCAAAGCUAAAAAGAAAGCUGAGGGACAGGGUGGAAGCCAACAGCAAAAAACAAAAGCGCCGGAAGAAUCUGCUGAAACUGAGUUGCAGCAAGGAUCUCCAAAAAAAGUUGAUAAAAUUGGGUCGAAAACAAAAUCGUCGAAGAAAUCUGGCGAAGUCCAAGGGUUUUCUCCGGGGCCUUCGCCUAGAAAAUCAAGUCGUAGGCGUGCUGAUGAAGUCGACGUAUUGGUCCUGAGUGAUGAAAAUGUGGAAAGUUCAUCCGUGCUGAGUGAUUUACAGUCAAAAAUUUCUUCACCUACGAGGAAGUCACCACGAAAAGUUGGACAUUUCAGUGAUAAAGGUUCUGUGGUCACGGAAGUGGAGUCCAAGAAAAAGAAAGUUGAAAAACAAGAACGGGAAACUGCCGGCAAAGCGCAAAAGAAAGAUACUGCUGAACAAAAGAAAGGAAUGAUAGCGAGUGCUACAAAGCAAAAGAAAUCGCCGGAUGCAAAGAAAUCCAGUGCAGUAAACGAAAAACGUAAUGAGAACUUGGGCGAAAGUGAUAUCGCUGCUCAAAAGGUGCACUUGGUGGGACAAAGCGGUGAAAAGUCUCCCAUGAACAAAUUGCUUGCUUGGCUUAGAGACUGGGCAAAAAAUCAUUUGAACGAAGGUGGCAAGAAAAAGAAAGCACGGCCUCCACCUUGGAUGGCGCAAAACGACAGCACGGCUUUCCGAGCAGCAUUGCUCAGUGGCCCUCCUGGUGUUGGGAAGACGACGUGCGCCGUUAUGGCAUGCAAAGAACUCGGGCUGCAGUACGUCGAGAAAAAUGCGUCCGAUGUAAGGAAUAAGAAAAUGUUAGAAGCACAGACAUCGGGCCUGAUUGGAUGCCAGCAAAUGGAUGACUUUAUGACUGGGCCUACUGCUCAAAAACCACCGCAGUCAAAUGAAGUGUCGCAUGUGCUGAUCAUGGACGAAGUGGAUGGUAUGAGUGGAAAUAAUGAUAGAGCUGGGAUUGCGGAAUUGAUAAAAAUGAUUAAGAUGACAAAGAUCCCAAUAAUUUGCAUAUGCAACGAUCGUCAGUCACAGAAAAUACGCUCACUGGUGAACUACUGUUUCGAUCUGCGUUUUCAGAGGCCGCGUGUUGAGCAAAUCAGAGCACGGCUGUUAACAAUAAUGUGCCAAGAGCGUUGCAAAGUGGAAAAGGAAAAGCUUGACGAGAUCAUUGAAGCCUCUCUGCACGAUGUCCGCCAAUCCAUUUACAAUCUGCAGCUGCUGACUUCGCGUAACAAAGAGGGAAACGAAAUGCAACGCAAGAAUGCGGCCAUUAAUACAUUUGAAGCAACGCGGCGUUUAUUACGGGCGGAUACGCCAGUGUGGGAGAAGCAGCAGAUGUUUUUUGUUGACUAUUCCAUUAUGCCACUUUUUGUGCACGAAAAUUAUCCAUUUGUGCACAACUCUGAAAUGAGCGCCAAUAAACGAUUAUUUGCGCUAAAGAAUGCUGCAGAUAGUAUAUCAAUGGGUGAUAUAAUUGAGCGAACAAUUCGGACAACUGGAUCCUGGUCACUGCUUAAUGAACAGGCAUUGUUUUCUGCAGUUGUACCAUGCACGAGCAUGAAUGGCUACAUGAAAGGGAUGAUAAGUUUUCCCUCCUGGCUGGGGAGAAACUCAACUGCCAUGAAGCGGCAGCGAUUGUUACGACAGCUCACGACGCACACUUAUCUGAGGACCCUGGCAGCCACCAGUCCGAUUGUUCUCGAUUACAUCCCUAUUUUACGGGACCGCUACUGCCGGCCGUUGUUGGAAAAGGAGAGUGGUGGAGUAGGCGAAGUCAUCGAGCUGUAUAAGAAGUAUAAUCUUAUCAAGAAUGAUACAGAAUCAAUCGCUGAAUUAGCAGUUUGGCCAGGCAUCAUUGAUUCUGGAGCAGCCAUUCCAACAAAGGUUAAAGCAGCUCUUACACGUACGCUGAAUAAAGAACACAUUAUUUUGCCGUAUGCAACUGAUACCGUAUCAAAAGGACGAAAGAGAGCUACAGCGGGUGCGUUUGUUAAUUCUUUGAAUUACAUUAUAAACGUUGAAUGGACCAUCGGCGAUAAGCCUUUGCAUUUUUACCGUUAUUUACCCACACGCACUGCUCGCCUUUCUUGA